AUGGUUGAUGAUAUGGUGCUGUAUUAUGGGCUCCUCGGGAAGGAUACUGCAAAAUCCAGCUGGCACUUNAAUACUUCCACAGAUGCUUACAAUGAAGAAGACUUGAUGCUCUACUGGAAACAUGGCAAUGAAUCUUUAAGUUUAGAUGAGUACAUUUCUCUUUCUCAGUUUUUCAUUGAAGAAUUUAGUGCUUCUAGUGGAUUAGCAUUCUACAGCAGUACAGGUUGGUACAAUCGACUUUUUAUAAACUUUGCUCUACGGAGACACAUUUUCUUUUUUGUUUUACAAUCCUAUUUCCCCUCUAUGUUGAUGGUGAUGCUAUCUUGGGUUUCCUUUUGGAUAGACCGAAGAGCUGUUCCUGCAAGAGUAUCACUAGGUAUAACUACUGUGCUGACGAUGUCAACCAUAAUUACUGGAGUAAGUGCCUCAAUGCCCCAGGUGUCUUAUAUAAAAGCUGUGGAUGUAUAUUUAUGGAUCAGCUUCCUUUUUGUCUUCCUAUCUGUUAUUGAAUAUGCAGCUGUAAAUUAUCUCACAACAGUGGAAGAAAGAAAACAUCUGAAAAACAGAGGAAAGGUUGCUGGGUUAUAUAACAUUGAUGCAACGCAAGCCAUGGCCUUUGAUGGGUGCUAUCAUGAUACUGACAUUGAUCUUGCCACCUUGAGUGUACUUUUGGAAGAGGGAGCAGCAUGCGAGCGAGCACCCAGCAUCACCCAUCUGGGUCAAGGUCCCUUAAAAAGAAAAAGGGUUUUGAAAAGAACUGUGGGCAGAAUUAUUUUGCAGAAUAACCACGUCAUUGAUACGUAUUCCAGGAUUGUAUUUCCUGCUAUAUAUAUUGUAUUUAACUUUUUUUACUGGGGUUUAUAUAUAUAAAUGAAGAGAGUCAUAACUACUUUACUUAUUUUAUGUUCAUGUGAACAACUGAGACUUGUUAUAGUAAGCUAAGGACUCCCUUAGGUGAGCUGGAUUUCUUGUUGACUUAUUUUUAAAGAUUAGCUAGGAAC
Messenger RNA from Thamnophis sirtalis, 1001 nucleotides. The record is from RefSeq and is a predicted model, not a curated record. NCBI's taxonomy places the organism in Eukaryota, Metazoa, Chordata, Lepidosauria, Squamata, Natricidae.